This is a messenger RNA of Rotaria sordida, 1563 nucleotides long. Lineage: Eukaryota; Metazoa; Rotifera; Eurotatoria; Philodinida; Philodinidae. The record is from the annotation of a GenBank genome assembly.
AUGGUAUUGAGUCGUCAUUCCUCAGUAAAACGACCUCGUGUCAUUAGGCUGCGUCCUCAUCGUCGAACGCAGUCUCAUCAAUCUCAUAGACUUCAACAUUCAUCAAAAAUCAGCACUACACUCAAUUUCGUUAUUCGUGAUCAAUGUCAUUCAUCAGCAGAAAACCAUCGUACAAACCAAAAUAAGUCAACCGACAAUGAACAGAACAAUGAUCGAUGUAGCAAAGAAAAGUCCAGCAUUUCAGAUGUAGAGCUAGGUAAUACACAUUUAUCAACAACACCAUUCAAGAUGUUAUCCGCUAAGAGUGAACCUCAAUUAAGUGCACAUGAACGUGAUCUAAGUGCUACCAAAGUUCAUGAUUCCAAAUCAAACUCCUUUGGACGAUUAAGUCAAAUAGUUCCUGCGCAAGAUACUCCUCAAAUACAAAGCCGAGAGAAGAAGCACAAAAAACGAAAAUAUUUUGGUGGUUAUUGUCGCAUAUGUUCUCCUUGUUGUUUAUUUUUCUCGGUACUGGCUUUUCUAUUGGUUGGCACAGCAAUUAGUGUCAUUGUUAUUGAAUUAUUGACCAAAUCCAAGUCAAUAACAACAACAAUAGGAACAACCACAGAAACAACAAUAACAACAGAAACAACAAUAACAACAGAAAUAACAACAACAACCGAAACAGCAACAACAACAGAAACAACAACAACAACAACAACAACAACAACAUCAACAUCAACAUCAACAUCAACAUCAACAACAACAACAACAUCAACAACAACAACAACAACAACAACAACAACAUCAACAACAACAACAUCAACAACAACAACAACAACAACAACAAAAACAACAGAAACAACAGGAACAACAACAACGACAACAACUUCUACAACCACUACGACACUCUUUAUAUCCUAUGCUAAUAUGGUGGUCAAUGGUGAUGGUGAAACAGGUUCUUGUGCAACGGAUUCAAGUAUCACUAGUCCUACGGGAUGGAACUCUGAUGGAGAAAUCACACAACUCGCUUACAACAACAGUGUCAUCUACAGCAGAGUAAAAACUAUUCCUGCGACUGCUAAUGCAGGUAAUUGCUUAUUCUAUGGAAACACAGAUGCAAACACAUCAAUAUGGCAAACAAUCAAUCUGACUAAUUACGCUGAUUCUUCUCUCAUCGAUAGUCAGACAGUGAAAUUUAAUCUUUCAGCAUGGCUUGGUGGCUUUUCGACUCAUAAUGAUACGGCUACAGUUUUCAUAACUUUUUUUGAUCAAAACAAUCAAAAAGUAGGAAAUGUAUCCAGUAUCGGACCUGUUACCAAUACUGAUCGACAAAAUGUAACAUCAUUUCUCUUUCGGCAAACGAUCGGUCUUGUGCCUGCCGGGGCUCGUUCAGUAACAGUGGAAAUUGGUGUUAAAGACAUUGUACUUAUUGAAAAAGUAAUAUCUCAUUUAAAAAAUACAGUCAUUAAAAUAAAUUUCACAAAAUAUUCAAGACAAUUAUAUGAACGAAUACAUAAAGAAGGAAAUAAUAUCAGUAAAACAUCAAAACUUUUUAAUAGUGUAAGUUUAUCUUUGUCGUAG